Messenger RNA from Microtus ochrogaster (prairie vole), 2847 nucleotides. It is a transcript of the gene Mettl25, whose product is annotated as methyltransferase like 25. NCBI's taxonomy places the organism in Eukaryota, Metazoa, Chordata, Mammalia, Rodentia, Cricetidae. The record is from RefSeq and is a predicted model, not a curated record.
CAGCCCUGGAGGGCGCGCGUCAUGGCGGCGCUCGGCUCGCUCCCCGCGACCCCGGAUUUGCCCACGCUCCACGCCAGGUUACAGGACUUGCUGCGCUUCCUACGGGGCGCCCUGGCCAUUUCCAGCGCGCACACGGUGGAUUUCUACACCGAGUCCGUGUGGCGGGAGCUGGUCGACCUGCCCCCGGAGAGCGUGCUGGCGGCGCUGAGGGGCCCGGCGGCCGAGCCCGAGCCCGAGCCCGAGCCGCGGGAGGAGGAGGCGGGACCAGGUUUUGUUGAUCUCCCCAAAGUAUUUUGUGAAACAUCUCGGAAGCUGUUGAGCGUGGAAGCCUUUGCUCGGGCCGUCAAACACUACUCUGUGCAAAGCUUGGGGCUGUGCACUCCUUUCGAGCAGCUGCUUACAGCCCUUCGAGUAAAUAAAGAACAGAGAACUGGUGAAAAUGUGAAGGCAAUUCAGUUUAUGAACACAAAAAAAUCUCAUGAGGUUCAGGCAAUGGCAGAGCUAAUCUGCAGUAUUGCUGAUUACUGUGGUUUAAAACAGAUAAUUGAUGUGGGUUCUGGUAAAGGCUACCUAAGCUCCUUUUUGUCCUUAAAGUAUGGCUUAAAUGUCUAUGGCAUCGAUUCCUCAAAUACUAAUACGCACGGAGCCAAGGAGAGAAACAGGAAGUUGAAGAAACACUGGCACCUGUAUCGUGGUCAGACAAGAGAAGAUGCCAACGGACUGACAUUGAGACUGCAGAAGGGAAUAAAAGCGGAAAAGGAAGCAAAGCGUAAGGAAAACUGUGACAGGCCACUGAAGAACAGCCGUGGGAAUCAAGAGCUGUCUGCUGGUGCUGCGCCAGAGCGCUCAGAGACGGCAGUUUCAGUUCCCAGGAAACAGCAAGGAGAUCCACGUGCUCAGCCACUUGAAGAAGGGAAUUUGUGUUUUGAAAAUGCCUUUUCUUUCACGGAUUUUCUGCCUAUUGAUGCCGUUGAACCUACUUCAUCACAGGUGCACAAUGCAGAAAUGUAUGAAGUGAGGAAACAGAAGAGAAAUAUGACAUCUAAACCAAGCGACCCAAGUAUUUAUUCACCACUGACCUCUUUUAUCACUGCUGAUUCAGAGUUACAUGACAUUAUUAAAGAUCUGGAGGACUGUCUAAUGGUGGGUCUGCAUACUUGUGGUGAUCUUGCACCAAACACUCUGCGGAUAUUUGCAUCCAAGUCUGAAGUCAAAGGAGUUUGCAGUGUGGGCUGUUGCUACCAUCUUUUAUCUGAAGAAUUUGAAAACCAAGAUAAAGAAUAUGCUCAAGAAAACUGGGGAUUUCCAAUGUGCCGCUAUCUGAAAGAGGAGAGAUGGUGCUGUGGCCGCAAUGCAAGAAUGUCAGCUUGCUUGGCAUUGGAACGCGUUGCAGUUGGCCAAGGGCUGCCUACUGAAUCACUCUUCUAUCGUGCCGUUCUUCAGAAUAUUAUUAAAGACUAUUAUGGCAUCACCAAAUGUGAUCGACACGUUGGCAAAAUUUAUUCCAAAUGCUCUUCCUUUCUGGAUUAUGUCAGAAUGUCGCUAAAGAAGCUUGGCUUAGAUGAAUCCAAGAUCUCAGAAGAAAUUAUAAUGGACUACUAUGAGAAAUAUAGGCCUAGAAUGAAUGAGCUGGAGGCAUUUAAUAUGUUGAAAGUUGUUCUGGCUCCUUGCAUAGAAACACUGAUUCUUCUUGAUCGACUUUGUUACCUGAAGGAACAGGAAGAUGUAUCAUGGUCUGCUCUUGUGAAGUUGUUCGACCCUGUGCAGUCCCCCAGAUGCUACGCUGUCAUUGCUCUGAAGAAGCAGCGGUAAUUGUAGCUGAAGCAGGUUGCUAGUCAGCUCUUUGGGGACUUACCUUGAAGAUUGCUUUUCUAAACAUUUAUAUCUCGUUAUAUAAACACUUUAAAAUAAUUGCUAUAUUUUAAGUAAUAAAAUAAUGACUAAAACAUAAGAUCAUAGUUAAUUUUUCUAUUCUCAAAGCAUACAUUAAUAAAAUAAGAACUUAUAAAAAUAUUCUGAUCAACAUUCCCGGGUGUGUCAAUAGCAGAUGGCAAUCUGACUUUAAUUCCUGUGCAGUAUUUGGGACCUUUGGCAUUUACCACACCUCACAUUUUGAACUUUCUUUGCUUAAGAGGUCAAAUGCAGGUGUUGUCAAAUGCUGAGUGUUAUAUGUAUUUUUCAGAGCAUUUUGGGAUAGUUUCCACUUGCCAUAAUGAGGAGAUAUACAUUUAAAAAGACUCAGGAGCAGGUUGGUUAUAAAAUAUGCCUGAUAUAGAGCAUAUUUUACACUGUUUUAACAUAAAGUACAUUUGAUGAUAUUCUAUUUCCAUAUGAAAAUAUGCAGCUUAUGAGUGAGUAUUCACUUUAAGGAUUCUUGAGGCUAUUUAUCCUACUAAAAUGAAGUGAUAGGGUGAAGCUUAGGGAAAUUACAUUGUGCUCUAUAAAAAGCCACGUUGAGUGAAGCCAGACUGAAUGGGAGAUGCCUCCCUGCCAAGCAGAAUUUAUUUCUGUGAGUUCAGAAUAUAAGUGUGUGCCUCAUAUUCUGAACACUUGGGACCUGACAUGUUCCAUGUUCUCUUCUCUCAUAUUUUUGGAUUGUUGGUGUAUGCAUCUGCAAUAUCUUUUGGAUAGGAUCCAAGUAUAAACUUGAAACUCAUUUGUGAUUCAUAUACAUUUUUGCACAGCCUGAGACUAAGUUUCCCUUUCUUUAGCAAAACGCAAAGUUUCUCAUGCACACUAAAGGCUGGAAGCUGGGGUAAAGCUUUCUCGAUGCUCAGCUGGAGAGGCCUUGCAGACUCUAGAGAAGAAAAGUAACUGCUUUUCUAAAUGCUUGAGCUUUUCCCCAGA